Nelumbo nucifera (sacred lotus) is the source of this 1134-nucleotide messenger RNA. Its product is annotated as protein DEHYDRATION-INDUCED 19 homolog 5-like. The record is from RefSeq and is a predicted model, not a curated record. Lineage: Eukaryota; Viridiplantae; Streptophyta; Magnoliopsida; Proteales; Nelumbonaceae.
UGUGUCUGACUCUUCUCUAUGUGUGAUAGCAAAGAAAGUCUUCAGUUUUGUUGUUGUGAGAAGGCUACCGAGAAGAGUGGAUACAGUAACAGCACAAGAAUUUCGCUUCUAUCUAUCUUCUCCUUUUUUCUAUCCGUUGCCCGGAAAACUGACUCCCCUUGCCGCAACACAAUAUAACUGGCACCACUUAGCUGCCAAGCUAACACCAUGGAUGUCGAUUUCUGGGCUUCUAGGGUUCACUCCACCAAGCACCUAACUGCGAUGCAGACUGCCAGACUCAACUCUGAAAACCACUUGAGCUUGGAUGAUUCCGAAGGAGAUGAUGACAUAAGGGCCUGGUUUCUAUGCCCUUUCUGUUUUGUAGAGAUUGAAGUCCCUGUGCUUUGUGCUCAUCUGCAGGACGAGCACUGCUUUGAUGUGAAAAAUGCAGUAUGCCCUGUAUGUGCAGCAAAUUUAGGCAAGGAUAUGAUUGGACAUUUUACAGUUCAGCAUUCUCAUUUGUUAAAGCGAAGGAGAAAAUCUCAAAGAUCAGGCCUAUGGACAAAUAGCUCAGCAAUGCUUGGCAAGGAACUACGAGAACUAAGCUCUUUUCUUGGAGUUGGUUCAACAAAUGGAAGGGUUAAUGCAUCUGAUUCUACACCUGAUCCACUGCUUUCACCAUUUCUUUGCACUGUAUCUCUUCCAAAUACCAAAUCUGACCAGGAUACAAGCUCCAGAAAUGAUAAAAUAGCCACUUCUGAUGUGAAAAGCAUGGAGCAAUCUACGUCAGAUGAAGUUUGGGAGAAGGAUUAUAAAGAGAGAAGCCAGAGGUCUGAGUUCUUUCAGCAGUUGGUCCUAUCAACCAUUUUCUAAAACCCUCUGAAACUUGAGCAGGUUAUCAAAAAAAGCACCAAAGAGAUGCAGUGAUAUCUUCGAAACACCUUGUUUAUUGCUGAUGUAUGCAUUUAGGUAGCUGCUAUGUCUGGAAGAGGGAUUUUGGUAAUAACCAAAGACCAGCAGUAUUUCCACUUUUGUAGCAAGGCAAUGUAUAUUUAUCUGUAUAUCUGUUGUAGCAGGAGUCAUAGUGUGGUGUAGCAAGUACUCAGUAGAUAUAUACUCUCAUCAGCACUGAUGCUCCUUUAAAUCUUUGCUUUC